AUGAGUUCUGUCGUAGAGAGUCCGCCCAAGACUGGCUUCAGCCUGGUGCUGCAGAACCCCUAUCUAUGUGGCGUGGCUUCGUUCUCAACGCUCGGUGGAUUGCUUUUUGGCUAUGACCAGGGAGUCAUCAGUGGUGUCAUUACCAUGGAGUCCUUCGGGGCUCGGUUCCCUCACAUCUUCACAGACAGUGGAUUUAAAGGCUGGUUUGUGUCAACGCUCUUGUUGGCCGCAUGGUUUGGAUCGCUUAUCAAUGGGCCAAUUGCCGACAGGCUCGGGCGAAAGAUGUCGAUUAACCUGGCGGUCGUCAUCUUCAUAGUGGGAUCUGCCAUCCAGUGCGCUGCAGUCAACGUCGGGAUGCUCUUUGCUGGCAGAGCGGUAGCUGGUUUGGCUGUCGGCAUGCUCACCAUGGUCGUGCCGCUGUAUAUCUCUGAGGUAUCGAUUCCUGAGAUCCGUGGUGGACUCGUGGUUGUUCAACAGCUCUCUGUCACCAUCGGUAUCCUGGUCAGUUACUGGAUCGACUAUGGCUCCAACUACAUCGGCGGCGCUCGCUGCGCGCCGAACGUCCCCUACGCUGGCAGUUCCUUUGAUCCCUAUACCGACGUCCCGGCAGGUGGCUGUACAGGACAGUCUGAGGCAUCCUGGCGUCUGCCGCUCGCUGUACAGAUCGCGCCCGCAAUCAUACUCGGUGCUGGAAUGCUCUUCUUUCCCGACUCGCCUCGAUGGCUUUUGAUGAAGGAGCGCGAUGACGAGGCGCUGUCUGCGCUCUCGAGACUGCGACGGCAGGCUCGCGAUGCUCCUGUUCUGCGAAACGAGUACCUGGAGAUUCGCGCGUCGAUCAUGCUUGAGAAUAGUUUCGCGCGCGAGAACUUUCCGAACCUUUCUGGUAUCAGGCUUCAUGCUGCUCAGUAUCUUUCCUUCCUCACAACCUGGGCGCGCUUCAGACGUUUAGCUAUCGGCUGCUGCGUUAUGUUCUUCCAGCAGUUCAUGGGCUGCAAUGCCAUAAUUUACUAUGCCCCAACCAUAUUCAGCCAGCUCGGACUCGAUGGCAACACGUCUUCGCUCCUUGCGACCGGGGUCUACGGCAUCGUCAACUGCCUCAGCACUCUACCAGCCCUCUUCUUCAUCGAUAAGGUCGGCCGCCGCGUGCUCCUGAUGGCUGGCGCCACUGGCACUUGUAUCUCCCUCGUUAUUGUGGGAGCGAUUGUCGGGGCGUAUGGUGCCAGCCUCGUGGACCACAAGGCCGCUGGCUGGGCUGGGAUUGCGUUUAUUUAUAUCUAUGACGUGAACUUCUCUUAUUCCUUUGCGCCCAUCGGGUGGGUUCUCCCCUCCGAAAUCUUUAACCUCUCUAUCCGGUCAAAGGCCAUUUCCAUCACGACCUCUGCGACUUGGAUGUGCAACUUUAUUAUCGGGCUCGUCACACCAGACAUGCUGGACUCGAUCUCCUGGGGCACGUACAUUUUCUUCGCGGCAUUUUGUCUUCUCGCGCUCGCAUUCACGUUCUUCUUCAUUCCUGAGACCCGUGGCAAGACUCUCGAAGACAUGGACCUCAUCUUCGGCGACACGGCUGCGCAUGAGGAGAAGACGCGCAUCAAGCGCAUCGAGGCGGAACUGCAUGGGACAGGUCUAGAUGAAGAUGAGGCUCAGAAGCCUAUGAAGCAGCACGCCGAGGUUGUGGAUGCUGUUUGA
This is a messenger RNA of Aspergillus nidulans FGSC A4, 1686 nucleotides long. Its product is annotated as sugar porter family MFS transporter. Gene Ontology annotation, molecular function: transmembrane transporter activity. Gene Ontology annotation, biological process: transmembrane transport; proton transmembrane transport; carbohydrate transmembrane transport. The coding region runs from base 1 to 1686 and encodes 561 amino acids. NCBI's taxonomy places the organism in Eukaryota, Fungi, Ascomycota, Eurotiomycetes, Eurotiales, Aspergillaceae. The record is from RefSeq and is a predicted model, not a curated record. Gene Ontology annotation, cellular component: membrane. The transcript has 9 exons.